Aspergillus campestris IBT 28561 is the source of this 1069-nucleotide messenger RNA. Its product is annotated as oxidoreductase, short chain dehydrogenase/reductase family. The record is from RefSeq and is a predicted model, not a curated record. The coding region runs from base 70 to 798 and encodes 242 amino acids. The transcript has 4 exons. NCBI's taxonomy places the organism in Eukaryota, Fungi, Ascomycota, Eurotiomycetes, Eurotiales, Aspergillaceae.
GCAGUAUAGAUCAGUCUGGGAACAGUUGACCAGCCACUCCUCACACGCAGUAUUCACGCCCAAAACAAAAUGACAAAACCCUUGGCUAUCAUCGCCGGUGUGGGUCCCGGCACCGGCGCCUCCAUUGCCAGACGCUUCGCACAGGCAUAUUCCGUCAUUCUUCUCGCGCGCAAUUCAGCGAACUUUGAUCCCCUCGUCAAGGAAAUCAACACCGCCGGCGGCCAAGCCUUGGGCAUCCGCGCCGAUUUGUCCGAUUCGAAAAGCGUCCACUCGGCGCUCGAUCAGAUCACCAAACAGUACCACGGCUCUUCGCUCGCAGCGGCCGUGUUUAACGUAGGCGGGGGGUUCGUACGCAAGCCUUUUCUCGAAUUAACCGAGACCGAGUUCUCCCAGGGAUUCGAAAGCCAGGGGAAAGGCGGAUUCAACUUCGCACAGGGGGUAUUGCCCCUCCUCCUCCAGGCCAAAGGUCUACAAUACCCCCCGACACUGAUCUUCACGGGCGCAACCGCCAGCGUGAAAGGGUCCGCUAAUUUCUCGUCCUUCGCGGCGGGGAAGUUCGCCCUGCGCGCGCUGGCGCAGUCUCUGGCGCGCGAGUUCGGGCCCAAGGGCGUGCAUGUGUCGCAUGUUAUUGUCGAUGGUGUUAUUGACAUUCCGCGAACGAAGGCUUGGCAGUUUGAGCAAGAAGACGCCAAGCUGGAUCCUGAUGCCAUUGCGGACUCAUAUUGGCAUCUGCAUACGCAACCCCGCACGACCUUUGGGUUUGAGCUUGAUCUGAGGCCGUAUGUGGAGAAGUGGUAGUUGAGUUAUUAUAUUUGAAACGGGGGUCUACCGAUGACGAAUUGUUUUCUAGUCUAUUGACCAAUUGAAUUCCUAAUAUAUCGGUAGAACAUUGCACCCUUGUGUCGGUUUGGAAAGAUGAGCGACUGAUACCGUUUUGUCGACGGGCGGGUGUUGCUCCGAAACAUGACGCCUUGAUCAAGAUGCGUGUCGAUCUCUCCGUUCGGAGCAUGUCCCGGUUGAUCUAUUGCAUGUGUUAUGUUUCAGUGAGAUUAAUCGAUUGCAUUUUAAC